GAGUGAGCGUGAAUGAUGAAUAUUGAACAGCUGCUGUGGCAUGGGGAGCUGGAGAGCCUCUAGUAAUGGAAGAUGUAAAAGUGGAUCCUCCUCAAAGAUUGGAAGUGAGAAUUCGAAUCCUCUUCACUUCCAUCUGUCACACUGAUCUCAGCGCAUGGAAAGGCGAGAACGAGGCUCAGCGAGCAUACCCUCGAAUCCUUGGCCAUGAGGCAGCAGGGAUAGUGGAGAGCGUAGGGGAAGGUGUGGAAGAGAUGAUGGCAGGAGAUCAUGUGCUCCCUAUUUUCACAGGAGAGUGUGGAGACUGCAGAGUGUGCAAGCGAGACGGAGCCAAUCUGUGCGAGAGAUUCCGAGUGGAUCCGAUGAAGAAGGUGAUGGUAACCGAUGGAAAGACCAGAUUCUUCACCAGCAAAGACAACAAACCAAUCUACCAUUUUCUCAACACAUCCACCUUCUCCGAGUACACGGUCAUAGACUCGGCCUGCGUGCUCAAGGUGGACCCUCUGUUUCCUCUGGAGAAGAUAAGCCUCCUCAGCUGCGGUGUCUCCACUGGAGUCGGUGCGGCGUGGAAUGUGGCUGAUAUUCAACCUGCCUCCACCGUCGCUAUUUUUGGACUUGGCGCUGUUGGACUUGCCGUGGCUGAAGGUGCAAGAGCCAGAGGAGCCUCUAAAAUCAUUGGGAUCGACAUCAACCCUGACAAGUUCCAACUAGGCAGAGAAGCAGGGAUUAGUGAAUUCAUAAAUCCAAAGGAGAGUGACAAGGCAGUUCAUGAGAGAGUAAUGGAGAUAACAGAGGGAGGAGUGGAGUACAGCUUCGAGUGUGCAGGAAGUAUAGAAGCACUUAGAGAAGCCUUUCUGUCUACAAACUCAGGAGUGGGAGUGACUGUCAUGCUGGGCGUUCACGCAAGCCCACAGCUUCUCCCUAUCCAUCCCAUGGAGCUCUUCCAAGGCAGAUCCAUCACCGCCUCUGUUUUCGGAGGCUUCAAACCCAAAACCCAAUUACCCUUUUUCAUCACCCAGUGCCUCCAAGGUCUUCUCAAUCUCGAUCUCUUCAUCUCUCACCAGCUUCCCUUCCACGAUAUCAACGAAGCCAUGCAGCUGCUUCACCAAGGCAAAGCUCUUCGUUGCCUUCUCCACCUCUAAACUGAACAAACAUCUUUUACAUUUUCCAAAUCCGUUUGAUUGAUUGUUCUACUGCUUUUAGAGUUUCCUUAUUGGGUCUGGUCCACCCCCAUACUAAAAUAAAAGUUGGAAAUGUUUUCUCCAACUUGCUACUUACAGCUACAAAACACACAAGUUAUAUCGAUUUCUUGCAUUAGUCUUUCGAUAUAGUUCAGUCGACAUGAAUAUGAAAGAUGCGAAACCCUGAACUCUUUUCCUUC
Molecule: messenger RNA, 1378 nt
Organism: Arabidopsis thaliana (thale cress)
Lineage: Eukaryota; Viridiplantae; Streptophyta; Magnoliopsida; Brassicales; Brassicaceae
Product: GroES-like zinc-binding alcohol dehydrogenase family protein
Exons: 6
Coding region: 66-1139 (357 amino acids)
Cellular component (GO): cytoplasm
Molecular function (GO): zinc ion binding; alcohol dehydrogenase (NAD+) activity; oxidoreductase activity
Source: RefSeq, marked reviewed